AGGAAAACAAUGAAGAGUUGAAGAAAAAGGUUGUUACACAGCCUGUGUGAGUUCGGCUGUGGCUGUGGCCUCAGGAGAUCUCAGCUAAGGCGCUGCGGCCAAACCUUCUCUUAACCUCAACGCCGACCCUCCUCCUCGAAUGAACAUCGACCCAAUCUUCUGCGCCAUACCAUGACGAGCAUGAGCACAUGGUAAGCAUUGGAUAAAGCCUCUGAGUCGAGCUCACGACUCGAGACUGCGAGCAUGUGCAGUGCUCAGAGACCGCCUGUGCAAGACGCUGCAUUUUCCGUGGGCUCAAUCUCCUGACCUGACUCAACACAACCUGUCUCCGUCCUUGUCGUCCAAUCUUCAGCUUGGGCCUUUCACUGAUAGUAUGCAUGCCGUCAGAUCCCGUCUCCCGCUGUGGGGUGUGCGGGCGGAUUAAUUGCUCUAGAUUUUCAGGGGAAGAGGAUGUGAUGGCAGGUACACAAUACAGUUGGCGUCUCAGACUCUCAGCAUAUCACAUCGUCCGUGCGUCAGGAAUGUACAGCAGAACCUGCUUUCAAGAUCCUCACAUUCAUUGUGUAUUGAGGUCGCCGUUCAUCAUUUCUCGAUCCCAUAAGUUAGGAACGAGCCAUUUAACUCUCAAUUUUCUGAGUUUUCUUAAUCCAUGGGGAAAGGAGUCUUGUUCGUACGAGUACAUCAGAUGGCGCAAUGUCAUCAGGUUCAAGGUUCUGCUCGUCCUUGCUGCUCCCCUGCGCCACAAAUCCCAUUCGACUGGCUCAAACAGUUGUGUGCCAUCCACAGGGUUUCAUUUUGUUAUCCCUCUCACUCACCCCUAGAUUUUCUUCUUUAUCACCCAGGACCUCUUGAAGGCCCAAGUCCCCAAUGUUGCUGACUGUCACUUAAUUUUGGGUCGAUCUCAUAUUGUGUCUGUUACUUUCUAAUAUUUCCUAAUAUUUCAUCAUGACUACCCAGAGGAAACUUGAGACUGAUUUCCCAGUUCACGAUAUGAUAUCUCCAAUAUCCCCGCUUUCAUCAAGGACAAUUUCAAUGUUUGGUGAUCAUUAUGCUGCUUCUGAGAAAUAUUCGCCAUAUUCAGACAAGGCCAGCCCACAGAGUUUAUUACAAGCGAAGCCAUGGCCAUCGCGGCCACAGAAGCUGCACAAAGGCUUGGGAGGGUACAGGUGGUGGGAAUCGACAGUCGAUGUUAUUAUGAUAUUGAUUCCAAUUCCCUUCUUCAUACUUGGAGCAGCCGUCAUUGCCGUGAACGGUAAAGUGGUGGAAGGUCGCGAGCUAGACAUACUUCAGCAGUCCAUCAAAGGAGCUACCACACUAUUUCCCAUUUCUUUCGCUGCCAUUACCGGAAGAGCAGCAGUCAAAUAUGCCACGUGGAAACUGGAGCAAGGCACGACCCUCGGAGCUUUGGAGCAACUGAUGGGUAGCAGAACUGUUGCAAGUACCUUCGUAACCCAAGUACAACUCCGAUCCUUCAACCUCAUCGGCCUCGGUCUUCUCUUUGUUUGGUCACUAUCGCCUCUGGGUGGGCAGGCCAUUUUGCACAUUCUAUACACCCCUGAGAAGUUCACCACAACCGAGGCGAAUAUCACCUAUUUCAAUUCAAGGCAACAAAGCUAUUCAGCCCCAGCAGGCCCGUUCCAAAACCAGUGGUAUCCUGGAUUUACUGUAUUAUUUGGGUCAUCUUUACUGGCGCCAACGACUGUGAAAAAGAGCAGCAUGGACAUAUGGGGUAACGUGAAGAUACCCUAUUAUUCUAGUCUCUCUUCGAGCGCUCCUAGAGACAAGGAUGGCUGGGUACAGCUGUCGGAAGCAAAUACCUCACUCGUUUACUCUUCUCUAUUUGGAAUACCUAUUUUUGGACUCGAGUAUGGAAAUACCACAUUGAAUAUGGAGUCUGCGUAUAUAGAAUUGUCCUGUUCCAACAUGAGUACGACACCAAUCCUGGAGACACCAACAAAGGAACUCAUCAAGACUGAUAUUAUUUCUACUGUUGGUCCAUUUGUUAGCUUUGAAAAUGCUUCGGACCACACUUCUUGGACUAUUGGAUACAAAGGAGAAGAUAUCACAGCCGUCCGAGUUUCUGAUGAUUCGACAUAUGUGUUUCCUCAGUUCUGUCCUGAUUGUCUCCCUUCAGAUUUUGCCAACGUCUCCUUUCCACCAGGCAUGAUUGCCUUCCAAGAAUGGGCUGGUUUUGAUACUGCAACAUCCAUUUUCUGUACGCCGUCACAAGUCUACGUCGAGUCCACCAUUUUUUGCGACAGAGACUCUGGAUCUCAGCACUGCGAAGUUACUGCCCAGCGACCAUCCGUCUUACCACACCUACCCUCAGAAAUUACCUAUCUUAGCUUUCCCGAAGUCGCAUUGGGUGUCUCGGCUCUUCUCCCUAACUCGACUCCAAGCUUCGGAGCAGUCAACCAGUUCCAAAACUAUCUUUACGACCCGCUGUCCCAAACGAACAUCAUAUCAGGCGUCAAUUCUCUCAGCAGCGACGGAUCCCCGAGUCGUCUUCAAAGCGUGCCACUAAAGGACUUCGGAAAUCGGUUGGGCCAAUUACUAAAUGCAUACAUAUACUCAAGUAUGUGGAAUGCGACGACAUACAUCACAGGAGCAUCGUUUACGGGUAUUGAGAACAACUUGGUGGGAGGCAAUAAUGCGAGCUUCAUCCCCGCCAGCCCUUCGGAUCUCACAGCCAUGAUUCGAAAUCGGACAGCUGCUUUCACAGUUUCGGCAGCUCAAACCAACGAGUCGCAAGUCUAUUUUGCUUUCUUUCCUUGGCUGAUUGUAUUUCUCAUUUCCAAUUUGGUCAUGCUAUUGGCUGCAAUCGUGGGUGUGUAUUACUCGAGGAGGACUAUUGUUCCAGAUUACCUCGGAUUUGUUUCCAGCCUGGCCAAGGAAAGUCCCUUUAUCCGUAUGCCAGAUGUAGGAGUGAAUAUGGAUGGAAUGGACAAAGCGAGGAUGGUGAAGGAGAUGAAAGUGAGAUUAGGGGACGUGAGUGAUGUAGAGCAUGGAAAGGCUCAGGUUGGACGGUUAGCAUUUGCCAGGAUGGAGGAGACUUCACCAGUCAAGAAAGAUAGAUUAUAUGUUUGAAUCGUGCAAAACUCAUGAGUAGUAAUUUAUGAACAUCCUCC
Cadophora gregata is the source of this 3128-nucleotide messenger RNA. RefSeq lists its product as uncharacterized. The transcript is spliced from 2 exons. The record is from RefSeq and is a predicted model, not a curated record. Bases 946 to 3087 code for a protein of 713 amino acids. NCBI's taxonomy places the organism in Eukaryota, Fungi, Ascomycota, Leotiomycetes, Helotiales, Ploettnerulaceae.